Messenger RNA from Artibeus jamaicensis (Jamaican fruit-eating bat), 2066 nucleotides. RefSeq names its product guided entry of tail-anchored proteins factor 4 (gene GET4). Lineage: Eukaryota; Metazoa; Chordata; Mammalia; Chiroptera; Phyllostomidae. The coding region runs from base 1 to 1473 and encodes 490 amino acids. Gene Ontology annotation, biological process: protein insertion into ER membrane. Gene Ontology annotation, molecular function: protein binding. The record is from RefSeq and is a predicted model, not a curated record. Gene Ontology annotation, cellular component: cytosol; BAT3 complex. The transcript is spliced from 10 exons.
AUGCGUUGUUUGUGCCGGAGGGUCAACCAAGCCUGCGCCGUGUUGGCACCUGCCCUGCACUCCCUGCAGCGCUGCCAGGUCCCUCACCCUCUUCGUUCCCCUUUGGUGCCCCCAGACGGCUUACUGUGUGCCUGGCGCCCAGAGACCGAGGCCGGAGCACAGAGAGGCCGAGCCCGGUUCCGCACGGCCAUACGAGAUUCCCCGCAACACAGCUGGCUUCCUCCCGGCAGCAGUACAGCCCAAUGGCAGAGGCCCGCGGGACCCGGCCCCAGACCCUACGGCGUGGCCAACUACGUCACUGCGCCGCCGCGGUCACGUGGCCGCUCGCUCGGCCAAUCCCGCGGUCACGUGGCCGUCCGCCCUAUUCGCGGUCACGUGACCAAAGCGCAGCUCCUCGUGGGCCACCGUAGAGAACGUCGGGCUGCCCCCGGGACGGGAGCCGAGAGGCGCUGUCCACCGCGCCUGCGACAGCGUCAGCCCUGCGCGGAGCGCCGGCCCAUGGCGGCGGCGAUGGCCGAGCAGGAGGGCGCCCGCAACGGGGCCCGCAACCGCGGCGGCGUCCAGCGCGUGGAGGGCAAGCUGCGCGCUAGCGUCGAGAAGGGCGACUACUACGAGGCGCACCAGAUGUAUCGGACCCUGUUCUUCAGGUACAUGUCGCAGAACAAGCAUGCGGAGGCCCGGGAGCUCAUGUGCUCAGGAGCCCUGCUCUUUUUCAGCCACGGCCAGCAAAACAGCGCUGCAGACUUGUCCAUGCUGGUCUUGGAGUCGCUGGAGAAGGCCGAGGUGGAGGUGGCCGAGGAGCUGCUGGAAAGCCUGGCGAGACUGUUCAGUCUGAUGGACCCAAACUCCCCGGAGCGAGUGGCCUUCGUGUCCAGAGCCCUGAAGUGGUCCGGCGGAGGGUCUGGGAGACUGGGCCACCCCCGGCUGCACCAGCUGCUGGCCCUCACCCUGUGGCGAGAACAAAACUACUGCGAGUCUCGGUACCACUUCCUGCACUCCACCGACGGGGAGGGCUGUGCCAACAUGCUGGUGGAGUACUCCACCGCCCGGGGCUUCCGCAGCGAGGUGGACAUGUUCGUGGCCCAGGCCGUCCUGCAGUUCCUGUGUCUGAAGAACAAGAGCAGCGCGUCGGUGGUGUUCGCGACGUACACCCAGAAGCACCCCUCCAUCGAGGACGGCCCUCCCUUUGUGCAGCCGCUGCUCAACUUCAUCUGGUUCCUGCUGCUGGCCGUGGACGGGGGCAAGCUGACGGUGUUCACGGUGCUCUGUGAGCAGUACCAGCCGUCCCUGCGGCGGGACCCCAUGUACAAUGAGUACCUCGACAGGAUAGGACAGCUCUUCUUCGGGGUGCCGCCCAAGCAGACGUCUUCCUACGGAGGCUUGCUAGGCAACCUCCUGAGCAGCCUCAUGGGCUCCUCGGAGCAGGAGGGCGAGGACAGCCAGGAUGACAGCAGCCCCAUCGAGCUCGACUGACGCCUCCUGCACCUGCAGGAGCCCUGGGCCCCCUUCCCACUCUGAGGCUGUGGCAGCUGCACGGUGGCGCCUGUGGGCAAGCCCUGGCCGAGGGCGGGGCGGCCGCGGCCUCCGAUUGCCCCACAAUAAAGCACAGGCCUGCGUGCCGGCCUCUCCCAGUCCUUUGUUUCUGGUUUGCUUUGGGUGCCGGGGGGCUGCCGUCGGCCGACCCCAUGUGCACGUCCCUGGUGGCCCUGGGCCACUCCCCGCCAUGUCCCGGGGGCCAUAGCUGCCACCGGGCACUGGGCACACGUGCGGAGGCCGUGGGACUCGCACCUCAUGGAGCCGUGUGUUCCCCUGUGGCGCUGCCUCCGACCCGCGUCCUGGGCGUUGACUGGCGAGCAGCCUGCAGCGAGGCCCGGUCCACGGACGCCCACAGGUGCUCCAGUGCAGCUGGAACAGGACACACUCUCUCCACAGUCAGAAACGGGCUGUGGACGGACACACGGUGACCAAGCUAGGAGGGGCGGAGCGUGCGGCUCUGUGUGCUGUAAAAGCGGGACUCAGAGGAAGGUUGUGUUACCUGUGGAGUCAAAUAAACCCUUUCUACCGGG